UGAGCCUAUGAUCUCACCAAACUUGUUCGGGGAAGAGAGAUUUACGGGUGGAAGACGACGGAGGGAGAGAACAACGGAGUGGAGUGGAAGUUACUAGUAAAUGAACAAAACGACGCCGUUCCUAGUGUAAUGGCGCUUACUUUCCACCUGAUAACAUUCAACGCCGUGAAAGUGACGGUUUAUGUCUGGUUCCAGUAGGUUGCUUCGCGGCUCUGAGGGAGCUGUAUAAGAGGCUAAUCUUGCCCACGUGGAGAAUCCAUAAAAGGCUCUUCUUUCUAUAAUCAAAUUCAGCUUCAGCCAUUCUCUGUCGGUUUUCAUGAUCCCUUUCUCAUUCUCUUCACUUCCACGAGCUCGUCACAAAUCUCGAAGCUGCUCUAAAAAUUCCAGACUUUGCAGUUUCCUUUGCGGGUGUUUGAUUUUUGUUUGACCAAGUGUUGGUGAUCACCGGUUGCUUAUUUAAGGUUCCACCGAAAUCCAGUUGUUAUCUUAAGCAUUUUCAUGAAUAGCAAUGGCUUUCCGAGCAAACCAUUCAUGGACUUUGGUUGGCCUCAUAUGCGCUUAUCUUGACCUGACUCUUGCUUAUUUUCUUCUUUGUGGAUCGACUAUUGCGUUUUUCAUUUCAAAAUUCUUGCAUCUUUUCGGUCUGCCCUUGCCAUGUCCCUGUACUGGGUUCCUGGGGUUCCGUUGUUGUGAGUUGUGCUUGCAUAAACUACUUAUUGAUUGGCCAGUAAGUGUUAUCCUUUCUGUUCAAGAUUUAGCCAAGAAUAGUUUUUCUUUUGAUUCGAUUUGUUUUGAGGAUCAAGAGCACCAAUCAAAUCUGAAGUUAUUAACAGACAACAAAUGUGAAACUGGCCUUCUUGAGUUGAAUGAUGAAUCCUGUUCUAGUUCGUUUCCUGGUCCAAAAGUGCAAAAAUCAGCUGAUAAAGAAAGUGGGUGUGAUGUUAGAGAGAAGAAAACUAUGAAUCAGAAGCAAAGAGUUGCAAAUAGGCGUCGAAGAAGAGCUAAUUUUGGAUAUGGAAAGUCCUCUUCCAUUUUGCCAUCUGAUGCCAUGCAGUCAGUUGUAGCUGGUGGUUCCACAUCUAUUAGUGACGGCGAAAUCAUUGAAAGUCGAGGCCCUGUGAGUGAAAUAGAUGAUGUUCUUCAGGAUGAGAAAAAUGCAGCAACUAGCAGUGACUUGGAUGAGAGAGGCUGGAAUGGUUUUGAACUGAAUGGUUCAUAUUUGGAGGCUGAUAGAAGAGAGAAGGAUUCAUCUUCUGUUGAAAGCUCCAUGUCCAAGGCUGAAGGUACACCAGGGAUUUCUGGAGAUGAAAAGAAUGUGAUCAGAUUGUUGGAACAGGCUCUUCAAGGAGAAAAAGCUGCCUGUGCUGCUCUUUACAUGGAAUUGGAGGAAGAGAGGGCUUCUGCUGCAACUGCUGCUGAUGAAGCGAUGGCCAUGAUUCUGCGCCUGCAAGAGGACAAAGCUUCCUUAGAAAUGGAAUCAAGGCAGUAUGAAAGGAUGAUGGAGGAAAAAUAUGCAUAUGAUGAAGAAGAGAUGAACAUUUUGAAAGAGAUCCUCGUUAGGAGGGAGAGAGAGAUUCAUUUUCUGGAGAAAGAACUUGGAGCUUACAGACAGAUGAAUGAUUUAAGAAAUGAACCAUCCGAAGGUGAAUUUAGUUGUAUAAUUAAUAAAGGAGAAAGAGAGCUUUCCCCUUCUCCUGUUUUGGAUGAAGAUCCAGCUCUGGUGAUACAGCAUACUGAGAACAGUAAGGAAAUGGGAAAUUGGUUAUCAAAUCUUGAGGCUUCCUCUGCUGACAAAUUGAAUCAAACUUGUGCUUUUGCGAAACCUGGAGCACCAAGAAGCAAAGAUCUAGAUUCCUCCGCUUCACAAGGUUUGGUGCAGAUGUGGGAGAAGAGUUCAGAUUCUUAUGAGAUAAGUCCUGAUAACCAUGAUCUGCACAGUGUUGAGAGGAAAGAAGUGAUAAAAGAUGAUAAGGAAGUAUAUGAAGGAUUAACUACUGGAGCGGUCCAAUCUAGUGGUGCCAUUGAGAGAAAUCUUUCUCAGGACAAAGAUUGUCAAGAGAAAGAUGGUGAAUAUGGGGUUCAAGUAUGGCUCAGUGAACAUGGUCCCAUUCUUGAUAAAGAACCUAUUGUCUAUGAUGUCCAUGUUAUUGAUGAUAAAGCUGAACUGUGGGAGGUGAAUGAAAGAGAAAGUGGACGGUUGAACUGCGUUGCUUCAGGUUGUGGGGUUUGGAAUGAUGAACCAUUAUGUGAUUCCCAUAUUAGAAACAUGACAAAGACUAAGCCUGACAUUCCCAGAAGCAGUUCGAGUACGAGUGGCAGGUUAGGAAUGUCUAGUAGUUCAGUAAACAGGAACUCUUCAACAAUCAGUAAUGAAAGACUGAAGCUUGAUUCUGAAGUUGAUUGGCUCAGGGAAAGGCUGCGAAAAGUUCAGGAGGAAAAGGAAAAGUUGACAUUUACUGCCGAACAUAGAGAAAGGGUGAACGCACAAUUGAAGCUCAUGGAGGAGAUAAUGAAUCAACUCCGAGAGAUUCAGCAGUUUGAGACAUUAAGUGAAUGAAUGACAGAGAGGGAGAAAGUUUAAAAUUGAACAGAUUUUCUGGAGUUGGAGAUGGUUUAUGGACUAGAGAAAGGAAAUUGAUAUGGAGAUUGACAAAUUGCUUUCUCAUGUACAAUGAAGACCAGUCAACAUAUCUAUGUAGAGGAGUGGUUUGAUUGGAACUGAGGGAAUUGUUUUGUCGAUGAAGAAAGAAUGAACUUGCCAAUAAAUCAGUUGAGAGUAUAUCCGUGACAUGUAAAUUUUGGUUAUAACUUUUGUCAUGAAUCAUUUUAGUUCGUACUUUGUAUUAUGUGGAGAUAAUUUCUGAUUCUUACUUGGUGAGUAAUUGUUUGGAGAUGA
Carica papaya (papaya) is the source of this 2896-nucleotide messenger RNA. RefSeq lists its product as uncharacterized. The record is from RefSeq and is a predicted model, not a curated record. Lineage: Eukaryota; Viridiplantae; Streptophyta; Magnoliopsida; Brassicales; Caricaceae.